Betta splendens (Siamese fighting fish) is the source of this 1382-nucleotide messenger RNA. RefSeq names its product translocase of inner mitochondrial membrane 17 homolog A (yeast) (gene timm17a). Gene Ontology annotation, biological process: protein import into mitochondrial matrix. Lineage: Eukaryota; Metazoa; Chordata; Actinopteri; Anabantiformes; Osphronemidae. Gene Ontology annotation, cellular component: TIM23 mitochondrial import inner membrane translocase complex; mitochondrial inner membrane. Gene Ontology annotation, molecular function: transmembrane protein transporter activity. Bases 90 to 596 code for a protein of 168 amino acids. The record is from RefSeq and is a predicted model, not a curated record. The transcript is spliced from 6 exons.
ACGCACUAAAAACAUAUGGAUUGCUCCUUUAAGACACCGCGCGUGUGGUUACGUCAGCGGGUCGUCAGAGGGAACAGUUAAAGAACAAAAUGGAGGAAUAUGCCAGAGAACCAUGCCCCUGGAGGAUUGUAGACGACUGUGGGGGAGCCUUCACCAUGGGAGCUAUUGGUGGAGGAAUAUUUCAAGCAGUAAAAGGCUUCAGAAAUGCACCAUCAGGGAUGAGUCAUAGAAUGAGAGGUAGUAUGACUGCAAUCAAGACUAGAGCCCCACAACUUGGAGGUAGCUUUGCAGUAUGGGGAGGCCUCUUCUCCAUGAUUGACUGUGGUUUAGUAAAGGUGCGAGGAAAGGAAGAUCCCUGGAAUUCAAUAACAAGUGGGGCCAUGACAGGAGCUAUUCUUGCUGCAAGAAAUGGACCAGUAGCCAUGGUAGGAUCUGCGGCCAUGGGAGGUAUUCUGCUGGCAUUGAUAGAGGGCGCAGGAAUCUUGCUCACAAGGUUUGCCUCUUCACAGUUCCCAACAGGACCCCAGUUUGCAGAGGAACCUGCACCUGCUUCCAUGCCCAGCCCUUCAUUUGGAGACUACAGACAAUAUCAGUGAAAAGACUCCCUGUAGACCUAUUUGAAUUUCUUGCUGAAAUCACAAAGAAGAAAUGGAGAUGCUAAAUACCACACCUCAAAUAACAGCAUCUGCAUCCAGUUACGUGGAGCAUGUUGGAGAAGCGAAGGACAAAAUACAUCUUCAUUUUACUUCUUUCAGGACCCGUGUACAAACCUGCCUUUUGCCAUUUUCAGCCUUGUCACAUUCAUCAUUUUCAUCUAACACUGGUAAAACACAAACAUUUGGUGAGAUUGUUGCAUGUGUUUUGUUCAUGUAAAGUAUGUUUGAGGCAGACAAUCUCUGAAUAACCUUUAGACUGGCAAAGACACAUGUCAUGAGGAGCGUAACAACUCUACAUGUAUGCAAGUAUGACUCUUAGGUAUGUGUAUUCAAAGUAAAAGAUUUCUAUUUGUACUCACGUUAGUCUUUAUUUGCCUUAAAUCCUUCCCCUGCUUGGAUUGGCCACUGACAUUUGACUGGCCUGUUUUAGUUCUUUUAAUUCCGAGACCCAAAGGCAAACCUCUAUCAGAUACCACAUUAUGCAAAACUAGUUUGUUUUAAAGUGAAUUAAUUUAUUUUAGAUGGUAAGGAAGUGUAUCGGAUUGUUCUGCGAUGUGACGGUGACUUUUACAUUCAACCCAUGUGUAUAAAAGGCUGUUAUAGACAAGAAAUGGCAUAGGCUGUAUAGAUCACUAGGGAAAACACAAGCAAGGGAUUGGUGCAUAACGUAAUAAAUCUAUAUAAUAGAGUGUACUAUGGUACAAUAAAGAAAUGUGUAAAAUGUGA